AUGAUAGGCAAGGCGAAUGAGGCAUCAGUUAACAUCGAAGAGUUGGAUUGUGAAGCUUUGAUUGAUCCUGGAUCCAUGGUCUCCACUGUAUCGGAAGGAUAUCACAAGUCAAGUCUAAGUCACCUCCCGUUGAAGGCACUCACUGACUUUGAAGUGGAAGUAAUGGCAGCAGGCGAUAACAUCCUUCCCUACACCGGAUACAUAGAGGCUAACAUCUACAUCCCUUUUAUCAACAAGAACUUCACACUACCACUACUUGUAACUGGUGACACGGAGUACAACAGAAGAGUCCCUUUGGUAAUCGGCACCAACCUUAUAGAUCAGGUAGAAGCUUACUUGGAACCAGUCAACAGCAGCAUCCCUCCUUCAUGGGUUACAGCUGUCCGGUCCCAAGCCUCUAAUGGAAUCAUCGGUCAAGUAAGAUCCACAAAUAAGUUCCCUAUUAAUGUUCAGCCAAACCAGAUGAUGACUGUUUAUGGACUUGUUCGACAUCAACCCGGAAGAACAACAGCAGUUACCGAGCACUUCGACUUGGAUUCUGAUCUACAGACAGGACUUUCGGUAUGCCCAAGGCUUGUAGAUAUUGGAAAACAUGGUGUAGAAGCCCGUGCUUUUGGUGGUGAGCCAAAUACGGGUAGCACGUACAACUCCCUAUAUCAGACAGUGGAGAAGCAGCCUUCUGAUGGAAAGAUAGAGAAAUAA
This is a messenger RNA of Haliotis rubra (blacklip abalone), 702 nucleotides long. RefSeq lists its product as uncharacterized. Bases 1 to 702 code for a protein of 233 amino acids. The transcript is spliced from 2 exons. NCBI's taxonomy places the organism in Eukaryota, Metazoa, Mollusca, Gastropoda, Lepetellida, Haliotidae. The record is from RefSeq and is a predicted model, not a curated record.